GCAGGCGCGUCACAAGCUCGUGGGGGGAAAUCAAGAGGGCGAAAACGGCUCGUGGACACAAUGGAUUUGCGAACGAAAGGACUUUUCGCUGAUUAAAGGACGCAGUCUUCGAUGAACACGAGAAACCAGGAGGAGAAGCAGAGGGCUAUGCUGUUUCUGCUCGUCUUUACUGCUGUUUGAUUAACCAUGAUGAAGACUGAACCCCCAUCUGCAGCCAGCGGCAGCACGAGCACCACUCUCGUAGCGAGAAGUGCAUCGCCACACAGGAAUGCCUAUGAAGCUGGAAUUCAAUCCCUCAAGCCUGUAAAAGAUUCCAGUGCUGCUAAUGGGGAAGAAGGAAAACCUCGACCACAGGGCCGGGGCCGCAGGUACGGCUCCAAUGUGCAUCGCAUCAAGAACAUGUUCAUGCAGAUGGGUUCUCCUGGGGACGAAGAGGAUCCAUCGAAGGCCAAAGACCAGGCCGUCCGACUCUCCCUCCCCAGAGCAAGCAGUCUGAAUGAAAAUGUGGACCACAGCGCGCUGCUCAAACUUGGCGGGACUGUGUCGGAGCGAGUUAGCCGCUUCGAUGGAAAGACCGACGGUAGCAGCUCCCGUGGACCAUCCACAGGCUUCUCCAAGCUACAGGAGACACGGAAGAUAUUUGAGCAGCGUCACCUGCAGGAGAAGCAGGCUGCGACUAAUCGAAUCCUGUUGAAGAAAGAGCGUGCGUCAGGCUUCCAAGACAGCCGUUUGGAUGUGGUGGUUCGCUUCAACGGGAGCACAGAGUCGUUGGACAGACUGGACGCGGCGGACUGUCGCGCAGAUGCAGUGUCCCCUACCGUUAGCCAGUUAAGUGCAGUGUUUGAACGAGCGGACCAGCGUAACAACCUUCACCGACCGUCCUCAACCUCCCCACUCCCUUCCCACGGGGCAGGCUCUACUCCGGGCAAGGUGGGAGGAAUCAGCUCUAAAAUUGUCUCCAGGAAGGCACGAGUCUCCUCUUCGACAGAGGACCAAGAAGAGGGAGCUCAGUACAAAGACCAAGAGGCUACACCUGGGAGUCCGAAGACCAGAUCAAGCAUCCAAGCCGAUGGACCCAAAAGCAAACCAUCCGAGGAUGUGGCUUCUGAUUUCGAUGCAUCCAGAUUGGAAGAGAUCCAAAAUGCAUCGUCCAAACCAGAGGAGCAUGCAGCACCAGGAGCACCGGAUGCAGGCAGCAGACUGGUACAGGCGGAUGUCCACGCCUCUCUGGAAAACGGGGAGGCCACCAGCGGCCAUGAGCCCUCGGAACAAAAGGAGGAAAUUGGACAGGCCUGCGCUGAGGAGGAAUCCCACAGAGAGGAUAUCUCAGAAGCAGACCUGGUGGACAUCAGCGCAUACAGUGGGAUUGGAGAGGACUCCGGUGGAAGUCAGCUGGACGAAGAUGAAGAGGCGGAGGAUGACGAUGCUUACGAACCAGAAUCCAGUUGUUCAGAAAUCCCUGGGCUGCCUGCGGAAGAUGAAACGCCCCCCAGCAGGAAGAUUCGCUUCAGUACAAACCCCAUCAAGGUUUUCACCACAUACUCGAACGAGGACUACGACAGGCGUAAUGAUGAGGUUGACCCCAUGGCGGCUUCGGCCGAGUAUGAACUGGAAAAGAGGGUGGAGAGACUGGACCUUUUCCCCGUCGAGCUGGAGAAAGAUAAAGACGGAUUGGGAAUCAGCAUCAUCGGGAUGGGUGCCGGCGCAGACAUGGGCCUGGAAAAACUGGGAAUCUUCGUCAAGACAGUGACGGAAGGAGGAGCCGCCCACCGAGACGGAAGGAUCCAGGUGAAUGACCUGAUCGUGGAGGUGGACGGAACCAGCCUGGUGGGCGUGACCCAAAAUUUUGCUGCAUCGGUCCUCAGGAACACCAGCGGCACUGUCAAGUUUGUGAUUGGCCGGGAGAAGCCGGGGGAACAGAGUGAGGUGGCCCAGCUGAUCCAGCAGACACUGGAGCAGGAGAGAUGGCAGAGAGAAAUGAUGGAGCAACGUUACAACCCCUACAUGGAAGAGGACGAAGAGACGGGUGAAUAUGCCACAGAUGAAGAAGAAGAGAUGAGCCCCAUGUUUCCUAAUGCCAUCGAGGUGUUUGACCUGGCAGAGAAUGAAGACAUGCUCUCUCCUGUGGAGAUGGAUCCAGAGAAACUUGCACACAAGUUUAAGGAGCUCCAGAUCAAACAUGCUGUGACCCAGGCUGAGAUCCAGCAGCUCAAGAGGAAGCUGGCUCACGCUGAGCAGGAUAAGCUGCGCUGGCGGAUGGAGCGGGCUCAGUUGGAGCAGACGGUGAGAGAGAAUAAGGAGCGGAUGGAGAAGUUGGAGGGCUAUUGGAUGGAGGCUCAGAGCUUGUGCCAGGCGGUGGACGAGCACCUGAAAGAGACACAGGCGCAGUACCAGGCACUGGAGCGCAAGUACAGCAAAGCCAAACGCCUCAUCAAAGAGUACCAGCAGAAAGAGAUUGAGUAUUUGAAGAAGGAGACGGCCCAGCGCCGAGCACAAGAGGAGUCAGAGGCCAGCCACAAGGUGGAGACAGAAAAUCUCCAGGAGAAGAUUACUGAUUUGGAGUCAAAGGUUGGCGCUCUGAAGAGCUUGGAGCCUUCGUAAACCUUCCGCCGUGGCAAUGAUGGAGAGAACGACAGUAACGCCUUGAACUCCGCCCACUCUACCCUCCGACCACAUUUUCCCUCCAUGACCUGAAGAGCCUGAAGAACUACAGGAAACAUGCUGAGGGGAUGUUACCGGGGACAAAGAGGGGACAAAACAAACACUGUACCAGACGCCUGAAGGACGUCUAGCCAUCAGGAGGCCCUUUUUAUAGUCAUUUAGUCAUGUUCUCCAUUUCUUUUUAAGCGCCCUUACAAGUAUUACGAGCCUCUCUGCUCUCGGCAGGAAUGUAGAACCUCUUCGUUAAUAAACGUUCACUCACAUGCUUGCAGGAGAAGAACGAAACGGUGGCCGGAUAAAGACGGCACGGAUGCCCACGCGCACCCUUGAUAAGUGUAGGAUCGGAGCGAGGGGCAACCUGCAUAGCGGUGACUGACAAGAGGACUGUUUGUAUAUAUUCUGGCAUAUAUUUAAAUAUUAAAAUCGCUUAAGCAAUGUCCUGGGGGGAGGAGAAGGGGUAAGGGCUUUACUUAUCACAUCUAGGCAAAUAAUACAGUGAAAAUGGUCCAUUUGUGCAUGGCAAAGGAGAUGGUAUAAAGUUUUUUUUGUUUUUUUUAAUGACAACGUUGGAAAACAGGGUGUGAAAAGUGUUAUCUUGGCAUUUAGAGUUAGCAUUCAGGGGCUUGUCAUGUUUGCUUGUCAUGUUAUAAUGGAAGUGUAGAACGAAUAGGGACUUACAGGUGAUGGUUUCUUCACUCUGUGCUUAAACUCCAGUGCUUGUGGUUAGUUGGUGCAGUGCUCAUGUGCGCUGCGCAGUGUGCCUCGGUCAACCCUGCGAUGAUGUCUGACUCUGCAGCGUGACAGAGUAAGACUUCUGCAUCAAUCAGAAAUAUGGCCUUGUUUUAUUGCUACCCAAAAGCUUUCACCAGCCCUCUCGUCGCUUAGUUUAAGCAGACUCGUCGUGUGUUUACUCCGAUGUAUUGGUCCCCGGGGACCACGGUAAGUGCACUCAAAUUGCACUACGGAAUCCUAAAGGUUUAUGCUUCUGUUGGCUGUCAUUCCUCCCCUGUCCUUCUGGACGUGGAUUGAUUCAGUAUUAUCUUUCCACAUGCUAUGAUGUGGAAUCUCCUUUUAGUUGGUUUGUGGUGUUGUAAGCCACAUUUGUUUUUGUUAUUUUGUCUUAAAUGUGUUUUUGUUUUUUAUUGUACUCCUGGGAAAACUGGAAUUUUGACAGAGCAAUUGAAGGAAUUUGAGACUUUAAUUAUAUGUCACUUCUCUCAACUUAGUGGUUUCAAGUUGUUAUAUUAAGUUUCAUUCAUAGGACACUUAAAAGUUUCAUAAAACCACUCUUGGGGGCAUUCACACAGAACCAACAACAAAAAAAGCAUGUCUUGGCAUCUCUAAAAAAAGGUGUUUUUGUAUGGAAGCCCGUUUCCACCACUGAGUAAAAAAAAACAAAACAAAAGGUUAUUGCGUCUCAAUUCUUGAGUUUUUUUCUCAGAAUUAGGACAUGUAAACUCACAACUGCGAGUUGUGAAGUCAGAAUUGUGUGAUAUAAACUCACAAUUGUGAGAAAUAAAUUCUCACAAAUAAAUUUUCAUAAAUACAGUAAACUCGCAAUUGCAAGUUAUAAACUCAAAAUUUUUGCCCUUUUUCCACAGAAUUGUGUGAUAAACUCAUAAUUGUGAGAAAUAAAAUCAGAAUUGCAAGGUAAAACCUCACAAUUAUGACUUUUUUUCGCAGAGUUGGGUGAUUUAAACUCACAGUUGCGAGUUCUAAAGUCAGAAAUGCAAUAUAAACUCAAUUUCUAUUUUUUUUCCUCGGGAAUUGUGUGAUAAACUCACAGUGGCGAGAAAUAAAGUCAGAAUUGCAAGAUAAAAACGCGCAGUUCUGACUUUUUUCUUAGAAUCGAGUGAUUUAAACUAGUUAUUGCGAGUUAUAAGGUCAGAAAUGUGAGAUAUAAACUCACAAUUCUUACUUUUUUUCUCAGAAUUGCGUGAUAUAAACUCGCAAUUGCAGCAAAUAAAAAUUGCCAAUUUUUAUCUCGAAUCCUGACUUUUUUUCUCACAUAUGAGUUUAUCUCAGGUUUUUCUCUGCCUGUUUUUACAAUUUUGACUUUUUUUUUCUCAGAAUUGCGUGAUAUAAACUCACGAUUGUGAGAAAUAGUCAGAAUUGCAAUUAAAAACUCCCAAUUAUGACUUUUUUUCUCAAAAUUGAGUGAUAUAAACUCACAAUUGCGAGUUCUAAUGUCAGAAAUGCAAUAUAAACUCACAAUGUCUACUUUUUUUCCUCUGGAAUUGUGUGAUAAACUCACAGUUGCGAGAAAGAAAGUCAGAAUUGCAUGAUAAAAAAGCGCAGUUCUGACUCUUUUCUUAGAAUUGAGUGAUUUCAACUACUAAUUGCAAGUUAUAAGGUCAGAAAUGCGAGAUAUAAACUCACAAUUCGUACUUUUUUUCUCAGAAUUGCGUGAUAUAAACUUGCAAUUGCGGCAAAUAAAAAUUGCUAAUUUUUAUCUCGCAAUCCUGACUUUUUUUUCUUGCUUGAGUUUAUCUUGCAUUUUUCUCUGCCUGUUUUUGACAUUUUUUUUCUCAGAAUUGCGUGAUAUAAACUCACAGUUGCGAGAAAUAGUCAGAAUUGCAAUUAAAAGCUAUAAGUGUGAUAUAAACGUACAAUUGGGAGUGCUAAAGUCAGAAAUGCAAUAUAAACUCACAAUUUUUACCUUUUUUUUCUUCAGAAUUGUGUGAUAAACACAAUAGCAUGAAAUAAAGUCAGAAUUGCAAGAUAAAAAUUUUGACUUUUUCUCAGAAUUGCAUGAUAUAAACUCGCAAUUGCGGGAAAUAAAUUUUUUUAUUUUGCAAUUCUUUGUUUUUUCUUUUUUUUUUUUGCAAUUUUGACUUUUGACUUUUUAUUCUCAGAAUUGCGUGACAUAACUUCACAAUUGCAAGAAAUAAAAAUUGUGAAUCACUCAAUUCAAAGAAAAAAAGUCAUAAUUGUUUGUAUAAAGCAAUAACUCACAAUUUUCAGUUUAUAUCUCCCAGUUCUGACUUUAACUUGCAAUUAUAACUUGCAAUUGUAAGUUUAUUUCUCACAAUUCCGCCUGUUUUUAUAAUUCUGACUUUUUCUUAAAAUUGCGUGAUAAAUUCAGUUGCGAGAAAUAAAAAUUGUGAGUUUUUAUCUUGCAAUUCUGACAUUUUCCCACAAUUGUGAGUUAUAAAGUACAAAUAUCUCCUAAUUCUGACUUUAUAACUCAAUUGUAAGUUUCUGACUUCAUUUUUCAGAACUACGAGUUUAUAUCUCACAAUUCUGACUUUAUAACUCAAUUGUAAGUUUCUGACUUCAUUUUUCAGAACUACGAGUUUAUAUCUCACAAUUCUGACUUUAUAACUCGCAAUUGUGAGUUUCUAUCUCUCAGUUCUGAGAAAGAAAAUCAGAAUUUUCGCAAGAAAAUUGCACAUAAAAAGUCAGAACUGUGAGACAUAAUGUUGCAGUUACCAUUUUAUUUUUUAUUCAGUGGUGAAAACCGGCUUCUAUAGUUUUGAGACAUGUUUUUUAAAGUUAAACUUAUUUUUAAUUUGAGCAUUGUGUUUUGAAACACUGUUCCAUGUGCAAGGCUCUGCAAAAGCCACAAGCCACAAGACGCGAGCUCAAAGGUCAAACACGUCCAUCUAGCAUGUUUUCACAUAGAAAAACAAUGUAAAAGUAGUGCAGUGAAGUGAAAGAAGGCAACCUGUGUGAACCACCCCCUAAGUAAAGUUAUGUAAGGGUUGGUUCACACAGAAUGCAUUUUGCGUUGCAUUCGAUCAUGCUGCUUUUUCUUAUUUUUCUUGUAAAACGCAUGAGCUUCGUGUUUCAUCUCCAUAGCUAAACUGAGUCUUAAAUUUUUAAACUGAAGAACGUCUUCUGUGUGAACGGCCCCUGAUCUGUGGCACGCAGAUUAUUUUCUUUAGUUCAGUAUAUGUCCUAUUUUUUACUGUUGGGCCUCUCACAUCAACCAUAUUAAUGAAAGAGAAUCGAGUUGGUUUUUCACAUGCCAAAAAACUCAUAUUCCCAGCUUGGUAUCAAAAACCUUAUAGAGUAUUGUUUUUCUUCCCAUUUCCCUCCAGAAAGUAUUUAAGUAUUGUUCAGCUUCUCAUUUUAUAUGAUUGUUCAUUUACAGUUUUAGUAUUUUUUUAUAGAACAAGUAAUUUUCCAUUGAUUAAAAACGUUGAGCAACAGGGUAACACUGAGAAAACAAAGGAUGAUGCAGAGUUUUGUGAAAUGAUGGGUUGGAGCAUCACAUAAUAGGAAUCUUAAAAUCUUUUCUGCUAACCUAUUUUGAAUGUCUAUCAUCCUAAACCGCAGUUAGACUGAGUUUUAUGUCUGACUUUCGUUGUCAUAGUCACCUAAAAUCAUUUUUCAAGCAAGCGAGAACAAGCACUGACUGGAAACGAUAUUCUCGCUCUGUUAAUUACGGAACUAUUAUCUCAGUUGCUCUGCUCUUAAUUCGUUGACUCUUUAACCCCAGUGUUAUCUAGCAACCAAGUGCAGAGCGGGUUUUGACUAAUUGAAAUGAUUCCGCAUUAAUAAUGCAGCAGUAAAUGUAUAUAAUAGAGCCAUUCUGAGGGCUUUUUUCUUUCUUUUGUUUGCACAAUGUCAAGGAAACCUUGAUUUUCCAUUCGUAAGGAAGCCCACUGGGCUGAUGAGGACCUUAGCAAAUAUAUUCGAACAAACCCGUCAUAUUUGCUGUGUAUAUUUCUGUUUACUGUGAGCCUCUGUUUGCUGAAAUGUAAUAUUGUAAAGUGCUGACUAGCACACGACGACCAUGUGUGUGGAUGUUCAGACAGUGGCACAGUUGAAACAUGGAAACGUUGAUUUGUUCUCCCCGUGCGCCACACUGUAGAAACGAGCAAACUGGGUUAUGGAGGUAAUGGACACUUUGAAUCUUAUAAACGCUUUUAAAUUUCACAUUUUAGCUUAGCUUAGCUUAGCUUAGCUUAGCUGCUGCCUUUAAUGAAAUGAAUUUGCUUCCAUGUACAGGAAAGAGCUCUGUGUUUUUCUCCUCACUUGCUGGUGUAAUAGUUGGUCCCUCUUUAUUUUUGGUGUCCUACAGUGUAUUUAAAUCUAAUAAAAACAGUACACUUUUAAAUACGUUACGUUUCAGUGUCGUUAAACAAGCAGCAACUUGCUUGAAACUAUAUUGGAAUUUAAAAAGUGUGUACAAAUGCCACAUUUUGUAAUUUGGAUGUAAUUGCUAUAAUUAUGACAUUAGCACAUUUGUCUGACACCGAACGUAAAGAAGGAACGCCGAUUUUAUAGUUGUUUUACGAACUCGACUCCAUUUCCUCUGUACUGUUUUAGUUUUUUUUACCCCUGCCAUGUAAAUUGCUUCCACAUGAACCAGAGGAAGAUGUUCUCCAUUUGAAAUAAACGUCAUCAUGUUCAAUAAUUGCAUAAGUACUGUCUUAAUAAAUGCAGAAAUGUGCUGAGCA
This is a messenger RNA of Labeo rohita (rohu), 8069 nucleotides long. RefSeq names its product protein phosphatase 1, regulatory subunit 9Ba (gene ppp1r9ba). Gene Ontology annotation, cellular component: postsynaptic density; dendrite; actin cytoskeleton. The transcript is spliced from 11 exons. The record is from RefSeq and is a predicted model, not a curated record. Lineage: Eukaryota; Metazoa; Chordata; Actinopteri; Cypriniformes; Cyprinidae. Bases 187 to 2601 code for a protein of 804 amino acids. Gene Ontology annotation, biological process: neuron projection development; calcium-mediated signaling; actin filament organization. Gene Ontology annotation, molecular function: actin filament binding.